AUGAAUGGCUCGAUCACAGCAAGGCAGCCACGGCGUUCCGAGGCGACGAGGCGCAUCCGUCGACUGCCCUUGUUGUUGUUACUGUACAGCGUCGCGACGUCACACGUGGCGGCCGAGUCCUGUGUGUACGCCAGCACAUUAGUAGCCGACGCUUCGGAUGCAACCGCUAUUGUCUACGACGCGGCGUGCAACCCGCGGAGCUUUCAAGUGGUCGUGAGCUCGACUGUGGAGCGGAGUCUGAACCUCUCGAACUUGGACGUCGUGGCGGUGCAGAGCUACCCGCGAGUGUACCAAUUGCUGUUGAACAACAAUGAACUCGAGACGUUCGAGGCCACGGACUCGGACAAUGACAUGAAAGACUUACAAUUGUCGAGUAACUUGAUCACGGACUUGUCGAGCUCUCGCUUUCCUCAACGUCUCAGUUACUUGGACUUGAGCGAGAACUCCAUCACGACGCUGUCGUCGGCCACGCCCUGGCCCGAGUCGGGUGAUUUGCAGACGCUUCUGCUGCAUGGUAACUCGCUCAAGUCGGUGGCGGCCGACACGUUUAUGAAAUUCGGAGCUCUGCGGUCUCUAUCACUGUCGAGCACAGGCAUCUCGAAUCUCGACGACCUCAUGCUGCCGGUGUCUCUGCGUACACUCAACGCCAGCAAGAACUCGUUCACGAGCGCUUCAACUAGCUUUGAAAACCUCCCAACGGCUCUCCAGUACCUAGACUUGAGCAACAACCUGCUCACGGUGUUCCCCGCUGUCGUGUCGUCUCUCACGACGCUCGUCGAGCUGAACCUCGAGGGUAAUGGAAUCAAGAAGGUCAGCGGCGUGACAUUUGCGUCGACGCUCCGCAAGAUAUCGUUGAGCGAUAACCCGCUGUCCACCAUCGAGAUCUGCCGGUCAGACGUGAUCGUGUUCGAGAGCCUCACUGAAUUGACUGCACCUCCGUCCGUGUCAAGCACAUGCUCCAACUCCUCGGCAACAAGCAUGGACAUCCACGGCGUCACUUUCUGCGUUUUCGAAGACGAGGUUUGCAUCAGUGCAUCUGCCACAGACUCGAAGUCCGGGAGCUCAGCAGCGGCUGUUAUCCCCGAUACCCCCUCCGGAUCAAGCGACGGAACGUCAUCGAGCACGAGCUCGGACUCGAUCUUUUCCGCCGGAUCGAUCGGCAUCAUUGGCGGCACGUUCUUCCUCGUCGGCAUUUUGUUGAGUGCUCUAGCGUUUGGUCUUGUCUGGAAGAAGCGAAGAGAUAAUGACAGCAGUCCUACUCGAUGUCCUGCUUUGAAGAUAAACCGCGACCGUCGGUUAGGAAGCAGUGGCGGCAACUUUGUCGUGUUCACAGGCAGUGGACGCACGAGUCGUGUGAAUCGGAUCAUUGUCAACGACAAUUACCGCGACAGCAAGAACGAGAGCACGAGUACGUUUGGAAGUACUGGCAUUCGUACACCUGGCGAAGCAGCGUGGACGAUCUACGAGAGCCCUUUGGACAAGUACAACCCCGUUGCUCUCCUCGAGCCGAGUCCGAAUGGGGACAAGAACUUUCUUGGUGCGAGCACUGUCUCGCUUCAAGCCCGUAGUAAGCUCAAGAUCAAAGUUGAUCUGGACGAUCUGCUCGUGUACGAGAUCCCACCGGAGGAGAUCCAGAUGCGCCGUGCGUUGUGCAUGGCCUCGUCCAAGAUGAGCAGCAAAGCAGCGUUAGCAUUGAGCAGCGUGGGCGUGGGCAGCGCUCGGAAGAAGGUGGAUUCGGCCUUGUUUCUUGCUGAGUACCAGGGCUACAAGGUGGUGAUCCAUGCGCUCGUACGCAGCAAGAAGCAGCUCGAGAAGCGCUUCAUCGAGCAGAUUCGACUUGCAGCUUCACUUGAUCACGCGUCGAUUGUGCACUUUAUCGGCGUGACCACUGGCUGCAGCACCACGGCAAGUCGUCGACGGGGCAGCAGUGCAGCAAUGUCUCGAGCACCGUACGCUAGCUAUGGUCCAGCUAAUACCGUGGACGAAAGCAGGGGAAGCCGCACGACAACGAGUCGCUACCCGAACAUGGGCGCGCCAUCCUGGCACCUUGGCGUCGUGUUUGAGUACAUGCAGCACGGCUCUCUUGCCAGCAUGUUCGAGGCCGAGCGAUGUCGACGCGAAGGCAAGGGGUACUACCCGAAGAGCAGCGUUGCGGCAGCCAUCGGUAGCGGCAGUGGCAACAUCUUUAGCUGGUACCCGACGUUUGCCAACUCGAACGCGAGCGUGAACGCGAACCCGAACGCCGACUGGCGAUGCAAACUGUCGAUUGCUCUCGAUGUCGCCAUGGGUCUUGUCUAUCUCCAUGCGAAUUACCACGCACAUGGUCGCGUGCGCGCUCGAAAGGUGCUGGUCAACGAGCAAGGCGAGGCCAAGCUGAGUGCAAUGGACGUCCUACUGCCUUCGGACUUGGCAUCGAGUAAAGACGACGCGUACGGCAAAGUGGACGAUUUCCGUGGCUCGCUGCGUGACAGUGCUCGAUGGACCGUGCAGAAGAUCACUGGACUCCGAUCCACGCGGUCGUCGAGAGCGCAGAGGCGCCAAGCGUCUGGCAACCGAAGUCGUUGCGCGAACAACAGCGGCGAGAGCGAUGCUAGUGGAGCGAGCGGGAUCAGCAGCGUCACGCUCGACGACAACAACAGUCGAAGUGGCGAGAACCCGGCGCUCGCUGAGGGGUUGAACGACCUCAAUGAGAGCUCGCUCAAGUCGAGCGGCAUUGGGUCGUCCAUCGUGGCUGCUCAGCGGGAGGACGUGUACGCUUUCGGCACCUUCUUGUGGGAGCUCGACACGAUGAUUGCGGUCGAGGAGGACCUAGCCAGCUCGAGGAUGCCUGCUGGCCACGGUGGCAACCCGCACUUGCUCACGUUCUCGGCAGACUGUCCGUCGGAGCUGCAGGAGCUGGCUCGUCAGUGCUGGCACGAGGUGCCGAGUGAGCGGCCGGACGCGAUCGACGUGCAGGAGGAGCUCGUGCGCGUGCUGGAAGGCCGCUUGACAACGACGAACCACGUGCCGCUCAACUGGACGCGCCCGAGCUACUUCAGCUCGACCAGCGCCAUCAGCAGUUUGUCCAGUUCCGACCUGUCGUCGAAUCUGUCGUCGCUCCCGAGCUCGUGCUCGGCUAUGGCCGUGUCCGUGGUCGAUCCCCGCUCCGGCCGCAUGGCAAAGUGA
Peronospora matthiolae is the source of this 3165-nucleotide messenger RNA. Lineage: Eukaryota; Oomycota; Peronosporomycetes; Peronosporales; Peronosporaceae. The record is from the annotation of a GenBank genome assembly.